AUGAAGCCCAUCUCCUUUGCUCAAAAGGAUAAUAUCCUUGUUCUCUCUACCUCUGGUUUAUCUAUCAGGAACAAUGUCGAGGUGUGGGCGCUUAGUACAACAGAAGUUGAGGUCAAAUGGAAGGAUCUGGAUAAAGCGGACAGAGAUGAUGUGCUUACUGUAUUGGAUGCAAGGAAAGUGUAUGAGAAGGGAAAAGGAUGGCUUGAUGCGCUGAACUUUCUGUGGACAGACUAUGUUGAGCUUCCUGGAACUUUGCAUGAGGACACAUUUGAGGCCAAAACAGCAAAGUUCUUCAACAUGGUGGCGGCAGAAUACCGAAAUUAUGAUUAUGCCUCUAAGCAGGAGGUUCUUCCCCAGUGGGAGUGGGUGUUUUGA
Molecule: messenger RNA, 375 nt
Organism: Suillus clintonianus
Lineage: Eukaryota; Fungi; Basidiomycota; Agaricomycetes; Boletales; Suillaceae
Exons: 2
Coding region: 1-375 (124 amino acids)
Source: RefSeq, a predicted model, not a curated record